Messenger RNA from Coturnix japonica (Japanese quail), 2658 nucleotides. The record is from RefSeq and is a predicted model, not a curated record. Lineage: Eukaryota; Metazoa; Chordata; Aves; Galliformes; Phasianidae.
GAUGGUUGGGGGGGGCUCAUAUGGGAUUAUAUGGACCAGGAGAUGAUGGUGGGGGAUCCUACAGGACGAUAUGGACCGGGAGAUUAUGGCAGGGGGGCUCAUAUGGGAUCAUAUGGACCAGGAGAUGAUGGUGGGGGCUCAUAUGGGAUUAUAUGGACCAGGAGAUGAUGGUGGGGGCUCAUAUGGGAUUAUAUGGACCAGGAGAUGGUGGUGGGGGCUCAUAUGGGAUUAUGGACCAGGAGAUGAUGGUGGGGGCUCAUACAGAACAAUAUGGACCGGGAGAUGGUGCUUGGGGCUCAUAUGGGACCAGCAGGUGGUGCUGGGGGCUCAUAUGGGAUCAUAUGGACCAGGAGAUGGUGGGGGUCCAUAUAGAACCCAUAAGGCCCAGGAGAAGACACUUGGGUUCCCAUAUGAGCCCAGCAGGUGCCCAUGGUGCCCCCACAAGUGGAGAUGGGUCCUUCAGAUCCUAUUGGUGGCCCCAUAGAUCCUAUGGGUCCUUCAGGCCCCAUAGAUGGCCCCACAAGUCCUUCAGGCCCCAUAGAUGGCCCCGCACAUCCUUCAGGCCCCAUAGAUGGCCCCACAAGUCCUUCAGGCCCCAUAGAUGGCUCUGCACAUCCUUCAGACCCCAUUUCUGGCCCCCCAAGUUCUUCAGGCCAUAUAGACGGCCCCACAAGUUCUUCAGACCCCAUAAUGACCCCACAUGUUCUUCACACCCCAUAGAUGGCCCCACAAGUUCUUCAGGCCCCACAGAUGGCCCCACACAUCCUUCAGACACCACUGUUGGCCCCACACGUCCUUCAGGCCCCAUAGAUGGCCCAACACGUCCUUCAGGCCCCAUAGAUGGCCCCACACGUCCUUCAGGCCCCAUAGAUGGCCCCACAAGUUCUUCAGACCCCAUAGAUGGCCCCACAUGUCCUUCAGGCCCCAUAGAUGGCCCCACACAUUCUUCAGACCCCAUAGAUGGCCCCACACAUUCUUCAGGCCCCACUGUUGGCCCCACACAUCCUUCAGGCCCCAUAGAUGGCCCCACAUGUCCUUCAGGUACCAUAGAUGGCCCCACACGUCCUUCAGGCCCCAUAGAUGGCCCCACACGUCCCUCAGACCCCAUAGAUGGCCCCACACAUCCUUCAGGCCCCAUUGACGUCCUCAUGUCCCUCCUGCCCCCCAAGUGCCCUCCCUUUACCCCCCAAGCCCAAUGUCACCCCAUAGUCCUCCAGCUGGAGAAUCCCAAAUCCCCCCAUAAGAAGGGUCCGGUCCUUCCGUUCCUCUGAUGUGGGGCAAGGAAUGGGUUGAUAGGGGGGAUAUAGGGCGGCUAUGGGGCAGGGCUGGUUAUGGGGCGCUGCUAUAGGACCCCCUCCAUGAAGCUGUUGGUCCAGUCCUUUGAUGUGGGGCAGGGAAUGGGUUGUUCCUCCGAUUUGGGGCAGGGAAUGGUUGAUAUGGGGGGCAAUAAAGGGGGUCUAUGGGGCAGCUAUGGGGCAGAGUCUGUCUAUGGGGCGCUGCUAUAGGACCCCCUCCAUGAAGCUGGUGUCCAGGUGUUGGUCCAAUCCACCGCUAUGGGGCAGGGAAUGGUCGAUAUGGGGGGCUAUAGGGGGGUUAUGGGGUGGCUAUGGGGCAGCUAUGGGGUGGCUAUGGGGCAGGGCCUGGUUAUGGGGCACUCCAUGAAGCUGAUGGUCCGAUCCACUGCUGUAGGGCUGGAAAUGGUCCAUAAUGGGGCUGGAAAUGGUCGAUAUGGGGCAAUAAAGGGGGGAUAUAGGGGUCGAUAUGGGGUCUAUGGGGCGGCUAUGGGGCAGGGCUGUGUAUGGGGCUGUGCUAUAGGACCCCCUCCAUGAAGCUGGUGUCCAGGUGCUGGUCCAAUCCACCGCUAUGGGGCAGGGAAUGGGUCAAUAGGGGGUUGAUAUAGGGGGGCUAUGGGGCAGCUAUGGGGCAGCUAUGGGGCAGGGCUGGUUAUGGGGCACCACUAUAGGGCCCCAUCCAUGAAGCCGGUGUCCAAUCCAGUGCUAUGGGGCAGGAGAUAGUCCAUAUGGAGGUCGAUAAUGGGGAUACAGGGGGGAUAUGGGUGUCGAUAUGGGGGCUAUGGGGCAGCCAUGGGGUGGCUAUGGGGCAGCUAUGGGGCAGGGCUGGUUAUGGGGCACCGCUAUAGGACCCCCUCCAUGAAGCCAGUGUCCAGGUGUCGGUCCAAUCCAUCGCUAUGGGGCUGGGAAUGGUCCAUAAUGGGGCUGGAAAUGGUCAAUAUGGGGCAGUAAAGGGGGUCGAUAGGGGGUCUAUGGGGCAGCCAUGGGGUGGCUAUGGGGCAGCUAUGGGGCAGGGCUGGUUAUGGGGCGCCACUAUAGGACCCCCUCCAUGAAGCCGGUGUCCAAUCCAGUGCUAUGGGGCAGGAAAUGGUCCAUAUGGAGGUCGAUAAUGGGGAUAUAGGGGGGAUAUAGGGGUCGAUAUGGGGUCUAUGGGGCGGCUAUGGGGCAGGGCUGUGUAUGGGGCUGUGCUAUAGGACCCCCUCCAUGAAGCCGGUGUCCAGGUGCUGGUCCAAUCCACUGCUAUGGGGCUGGGAAUGGUCCAUAAUGGGGCUGGAAAUGGUCAAUAUGGGGCAGUAAAGGGGGUCGAUAGGGGGUCUAUGGGUUGGCUAUGGGGCAGCUAUGGGGCAGGGCUGGUUAUGGGGCAGUG